AUGAUAAAUUUGAAAUGAAAGAUCAUCCAGAAGUUCUGACGCUGCUAUUGAAGAGAUUUCAGUUUGACCACAGUUGGAAUCGAUAUGAUAAAAUCCAGCGCAGUGUGGAGGUUCCCCACUCAAUAACAGUACAGGGUCAGAAAUAUGAGCUGUAUGCAUGUGUGGAGCACAGCGGUGAUCUGAAAGCAGGACAUUACACUGCAACCAUCAAGUCUGAGGAUGAUGGGAAAUGGUAUUGGUUCAGUGACACCACAGUAGUGCCGCUUUCAUUCCAGCCUCUCCAGGUGGAUCCCAGUCACAGAUUCAGGGAUGCUUACCUUCUAUUUUACCGGAGAGAGAAAAGAAGUUCAUCUGGAGACGAGGCGUCCCGUCCUGCAGCCUCCACACUGCAAACCAGAGGCGUCAGUGAUCUGAGAGGAAACUAUGUGAAGAGAGAAGAGAAGGAGGACGAGGAGGUGAUUAACACCAGAGCAGCCAAGAUGGUCUGA
Messenger RNA from Salarias fasciatus (jewelled blenny), 488 nucleotides. Its product is annotated as ubl carboxyl-terminal hydrolase 18-like. The record is from RefSeq and is a predicted model, not a curated record. Gene Ontology annotation, molecular function: cysteine-type deubiquitinase activity. Bases 15 to 488 code for a protein of 157 amino acids. Gene Ontology annotation, cellular component: cytosol; nucleus. Gene Ontology annotation, biological process: protein deubiquitination. NCBI's taxonomy places the organism in Eukaryota, Metazoa, Chordata, Actinopteri, Blenniiformes, Blenniidae. The transcript has 7 exons.